GACUGGUGUGACUUUGUGAACUGAUCUGAACGUCCCUCACAAUAGUUACAGUGAUGAUAGGCGGCCAACUGCGGCCGCUGGCUGCACGGGCCCUGGCCUCGGCCGUGAGGAGACGCAUUACGAGUGGAGUUGCACCAUCCGCCAGUAGCGAGGAGGAGCGACCGGCGGCGCGGAGGCCUCGCAGCAACCGCAUGGUGGCGGCCGCUUUCUCCCAACUGGAGCCCACCAUCGAGGAGAGAAUCACGGCCGCCGGCACUUCAGUCGAGGAGCUGCUGGCCGUGGCCGCCGACAAAGGCGUGCAGCGGGAUCACGCUCUGAAAAUAGUAGCCUCCCUUGCGGAGCGAGCGGCCGCCGAAGGCCCCGCGGUGUCGGCUAAGUUUGAGAGUGAUCCCCGAUUCACACGGCUGUGCCGAAUGCUCGGCCAUCUGAACAACAGCACUAAGCUGGCGGCCGCCAAGCACGAUUUGGCCACUUUGCUCGGAGUGCCAGACGCUGACGAGGCGGCCAAAAAGGCCCAGUCACUUACAUUGGAACAGACAGUCAAGGUGAUGACAGCCUUGGCGUCGAAAAAAAGCAGGACAGUUCCUAUUUUGCAAGCUCUUUCCACUAACAUAUGUGAGAUGCAGCAAAAUUUAUCAGUCAAACAGGCUUCUGACUUGCUGUACGCUUUAGCGCUGCUUAAUUUUCCAGACGAGAGUUUGUUGGACAAAAUUCAGCAAGGAUUGCAAGAAAAUUUAGCACAAAACAAACAGCCAGCACCAGUGGGCUCGGCGCUAACGAGUAUAGGCAUUUUGCGCUACAGAGAUGCAGCCCUGCUAGAUGCUCUUUCUGAAUGGAUGGUGGCGCACAGUGAGCAGUGCCGGCCGCAAGACCUGGUCUCUUUCCUGCUCACCCUGGCGUAUACAGGUUACGAGCCCUCAAACCUUGACGCCGCACUGGAGGUGGUUUCAAAGAGACUGUCCAUCAUGAAGGAUGCGCCAUCAGCCACUUCGUGGCUGGAAACUGUGUGGGCGCUCACAGUGCUUGGCCGGUUGCAGGGAGCGCAGGCCGCCUCUGUGCUCAACGCAAACUUCCUUGAGCAGCUCAGAGCGAGCUCUGCUCUUGGACCGUCAGCUUGCCUCAAGCUUCUUAAUAUUGACGCCUCAGCUGGACUGGAAAUCAAAGACUUCAAGGGACCUAGACUCGAGAUGCAAAUCCAUAACCUUCUCACCAAACCAAAGAGAAAAGAAAUUCUUGUGCGAAGUGUUUUGGACGCUCUGCAAAAUUUAUUCCCAAGCCCAGGCUUCUUGAACACGCAAAUCGAUUCUGGAAUGGGUUUUCUAGUGGAUGUUGAAUGCCACGUGGACGCCAAAGGUAACGCUCUAGCGCUGGACAAACCUGCUCCAGCCAAAACGAAAUCUUCUAGGAUAGCAAUUAUGGUCUGGGAGUACGCGGAUUUGUGUCGAAGAGUCAGUGAGCCGACAGGUCCAAACAAGCUGGCCGUGCGUCUUCUGCAAGCCCAGGGCGCGCGAGUGCUACAGGUUCCUCAUUCAGAGUUCAGUCCAAAUGAAAAACUCGUUCAAAGAGUGCAAUAUCUUGAAAAGAAAAUUAAAUCCCUGGCUAAAGAAAAGGUUGCUGUUAAGGAGAAGAAAAAAUGACAUAGGGCCAAAAGUGAGACUUCUAAAUCCAAGUCUAAAGAAUGAUUGUAGGAUUUCAAUGAAUAAAUUGUUAACCGUAACUGUUAAAUACGUAAAUCUGGAGGUUUUUAAUGCAGAAAAACACAGGUUAAAUUCAUUGUAAACAUAACAGUUUAUUAUUUGAAAAGUUAAAAAUGAGAUCUUACAACAUCAGUCUUCUUCGUUACGGUUCAGUCUUGAAUUCGAUGGAUGACCAACCACUGGAGGUGUCACUGGAAGGUCACACCUCAGGGUGGUGUUCAUCAUUGUUGAUACCCUGAGAAUUGAAAAUACUUGUAUUAGAACAUUAAAAAUCGAUCUUAAUCCA
This is a messenger RNA of Cloeon dipterum, 1983 nucleotides long. Its product is annotated as FAST kinase domain-containing protein 3, mitochondrial. The transcript is spliced from 6 exons. NCBI's taxonomy places the organism in Eukaryota, Metazoa, Arthropoda, Insecta, Ephemeroptera, Baetidae. Gene Ontology annotation, molecular function: RNA binding. Gene Ontology annotation, biological process: regulation of mitochondrial mRNA stability; mitochondrial RNA processing. The record is from RefSeq and is a predicted model, not a curated record. Gene Ontology annotation, cellular component: ribonucleoprotein granule; mitochondrial matrix. Bases 54 to 1637 code for a protein of 527 amino acids.